AUGUCUGCCCCAAACCCAAAAGCUUUCCCAUUAGCUGAUUCAGCUUUAUCUCAACAAAUUUUAGAUGUUGUUCAACAAGCUCAAAAUUUAAGACAAUUAAAGAAAGGUGCCAAUGAAGCUACCAAAACUUUAAACAGAGGUAUUUCUGAAUUCAUCAUUAUGGCUGCUGAUACUGAACCUAUUGAAAUCUUAUUACAUUUACCUUUAUUAUGUGAAGAUAAGAAUGUUCCAUAUGUUUUUGUUCCAUCUAAAGCUGCUUUAGGUAGAGCUUGUGGUGUUUCUAGACCAGUUAUUGCUGCUUCUGUUACUUCUAAUGAUGCUUCUACUAUCAAGAACCAAAUCAUACCAUAA
Molecule: messenger RNA, 351 nt
Organism: Hemisphaericaspora subhashii
Lineage: Eukaryota; Fungi; Ascomycota; Pichiomycetes; Serinales; Debaryomycetaceae
Product: RNA binding protein
Exons: 1
Coding region: 1-351 (116 amino acids)
Biological process (GO): ribosome biogenesis; maturation of SSU-rRNA; mRNA splicing, via spliceosome
Cellular component (GO): U4/U6 x U5 tri-snRNP complex; precatalytic spliceosome; nucleolus
Molecular function (GO): RNA binding
Source: RefSeq, a predicted model, not a curated record